This is a messenger RNA of Mangifera indica (mango), 5168 nucleotides long. Its product is annotated as DNA (cytosine-5)-methyltransferase 1-like. The record is from RefSeq and is a predicted model, not a curated record. NCBI's taxonomy places the organism in Eukaryota, Viridiplantae, Streptophyta, Magnoliopsida, Sapindales, Anacardiaceae. The coding region runs from base 298 to 4971 and encodes 1557 amino acids. Gene Ontology annotation, molecular function: chromatin binding; DNA (cytosine-5-)-methyltransferase activity. Gene Ontology annotation, cellular component: nucleus. The transcript has 12 exons.
GCAGUGAAGUGAUAAAAAUAAGUCAUAGCAGUAACUGAAAGCAUUUGAAAAUUGAAAUGGUUUCGAAAGAAUAGAGGGAGAGGGCAAUUGGCGGCAACUUUUGCGACAAAACUAAAAUGUAGUUGCCGCGCUUUACAAUUUUUCCCUCUUCUCUUAUUUCACCUUUUCGAUAAUAAGCAUUUCGAGAUCCCAACUCGUUGUAUUAUUAACUUAAAUUCAAACUCUCCUCCAACUUAUCUCUGAAAGCUUUUCUCCUCCAUCUUAUUGCAGAACCCUAAAAUUAAAACUAGAAUAGAAAUGGGAUCUGCCGCUCUUUUGGGUUCCACAAUAUCUGAAGACAUAGCUGCCGCUGAUUCUUCAGAAAUGAAGAAUAAGAAACGCAAACAAAAAACUGCCGCUCCUAAACGCAAGAAGCAAUUGACAACUAGCCCAAAAGAAAAUAAAGGGAAUUUGUCACAUUGCAAUGAAGAGAUUGAUGGUUCUCGGAAAAGACCAAAGCGUGCUGCUGCUUGUACAGAUUUCAAGGAGAAAUCUGUUCGUUUAUCUGAAAAGUCUCUUCUUGUUGAAUCAAAGAAAGAUCAGUUUGCAGAUGAAGAGAUUGUAGCUGUAGGCCUAACUGCCAUGCAAGAUGGUGAGCGUCCAAACAGAAGGCUAACUGAUUUUAUCUUGCAUAAUUCAGAUGGCAUACCCCAGCCCCUUGAAAUGUUGGAAGUUGAUGAUAUGUUUAUCUCUGGUCUUAUAUUGCCUUUGGAAGAUAAUUCUGACAGAGAAAAAGAGAAGGGUGUUAGAUGUGAAGGCUUUGGACGGAUAGAAUCAUGGAACAUCUCUGGUUAUGAAGAUGGUUCUCCUGUGAUAUGGCUUUCUACUGAUAUUGCAGAUUAUGAUUGCCUUAAACCAACUGGUAGUUACAAGAAGUUCUAUGACCAUUUCUUUGAAAAAGCAAGGGCUUGUAUAGAGGUUUACAAAAAAUUGUCAAAAGCUUCUGGUGGGAACUCUGAUUGUACUCUUGAUGAGUUGCUUGCUGGGGUGGUUCGAGCAAUGAGUGGAAGCAAGUGCUUUUCUGGGGGGCUGUCUAUCAAGGAUUUUAUUAUAUCUCAGGGUGAAUUUAUUUAUAAUCAACUGAUAGGAUUGGAUGAGACUUCAAAGAAUAGUGAUCAGAAAUUUGGAGAGUUGCCUGUUCUUGUUGCCUUAAGAGAUGAGAGUAACAUGCAUGAAAAGUUUAUGCUAGAGAAAUCUGGAUCUUCAGAUGGGAAUUUGACCAUUGGUCCAAAAAUUGGAGGUGAAGAGAGCAAAAUGGAUGCAACUGAGGAUGAUGAUGCAAAGUUAGCAAGACUUUUGCAAGAAGAAGAAUUCUGGCAAUCAAAGAAGCACAAAAAAUCACAGGCUUCUGCUUCUGGCUCAAACAAAUUCUACAUCAAAAUCAAUGAAGAUGAGAUUGCCAAUGAUUACCCUCUCCCAGCAUAUUACAAGAAUUUUCAUGAAGAAACUGAUGAGCUUAUUAUCUUUGAUAGUGAUGUUGAUAUGUGUUACAGUGAUGAACUUCCACGAAGCAUGCUUCAUAACUGGUCACUUUAUAAUUCAGACUCAAGGUUGAUUUCUUUGGAGCUGCUUCCAAUGAAACCUUGUGCAGACAUUGAUGUCACCAUAUUUGGGUCAGGAACUAUGACUUCUGAUGAUGGAAGUGGGUUCUGUCUUGAUAUGGAUUCUAGCCAGUCUUCUUCUGGGGGUUCGGCGGCACUGGGAGUUGAUGGCAUUCCAAUUUAUCUGAGUGCAAUAAAGGAAUGGAUGAUUGAAUUUGGAUCAUCGAUGAUUUUCAUAUCUAUUCGGACAGAUAUGGCCUGGUAUAGACUUGGCAAGCCGUCGAAGCAGUAUGCACCUUGGUAUGAACCAGUUCUUAAAACAGCAAGAGUUGCAAUAAGCAUAAUCACAAUGCUGAAGGAGCAAAGCCGAGUCUCAAGGCUUUCUUUUACAGAUGUUAUUAAGAGGGUAUCUGAAUUUAAAAAGGAUCAUCAAGCGUACAUUUCUUCUGAUCCUGCAGCCGUUGAGAGAUAUGUGGUUGUGCAUGGGCAGAUUAUUCUACAACUUUUUGCUGAAUUUCCAGAUGAGCAGGUCAAAAAAUGUGCAUUUGUUAUUGGUCUUGCAAACAAAAUGGAGGAGAGACACCAUACUAAAUGGUUGGUGAAGAAAAAGAAAGUUGUUCAAAAGAAUGAACGGAAUUUGAACCCUAGAGCAGCUAUGUCACCUAUAGUGUCUAACAGGAAGGUUAUGCAGGCAACAACUACAAAGCUUAUCAACAGAAUUUGGGGAGAUUAUUAUUCAAAUUACUCACCAGAAGAUGUGAAGGAGAAUACUGUUUGUGAAUUGAAAGAGGAGGAAGAAGUGGAGGAGCAAGAGGAAAAUGAAGAAGAUUAUGUUGAAGAGGAGAAAUUAAUAUCAGAGGAAACACCUAAAUCUAGCUCAGUGUCAAGGAAAACCAAAUCUCACUCUACAAAGAAGGAAAUAAGAUGGAAUGGGGAGCCUAUGAACAAAACAAGUUCAGGUAACGUUCUUUAUAAACAAGCAAUUGUUCAUGGAGAAGUGAUUGCUGUGGGAGGUGCUGUUGUUGUGGAAGAAGAUGAAAUAGAUAGCCUUUCUGUCAUUUAUUUUGUGGAAUAUAUGUAUGAAACCCGUAAUGGAAGCAAAAUGUUUCAUGGAAGAAUGAUGAAGACAGGAUGUCUUACUGUUCUUGGCAACACGGCUAAUGAAAGAGAGGUCUUUUUAACAAAUGAGUGCAUGGACUAUGAAUUGGAGGAUAUUAAAGAGACAGUUGUUGUGGAUAUUCGGUCAGUGCCUUGGGGGCAUCAGCAUCGGAAAGAUAAUGCUAAUGCUGAUAAGAUUGAUAGAGCAAGAGCGGAGGACAGGAAGAAGAAAGGGUUGCCAACAGAAUAUUACUGUAAGAGUUUGUAUUGGCCUGAGAAGGGAGCUUUCUUUAGUCUUCCUCUUGAUAGUAUGGGUCUUGGUUUGGGUUCCUGUCAUGCUUGUAGCAUAGUGGAAGCUGAAAAUGAGAAGGAAAUAUUUAAUGUGAGUUCAUCUAAGACUAGUUUUGUUUACAGAACGGUUGAAUACUCUGUUCAUGAUUACAUCUAUGCAAGCCCCCAGUACUUUGAAUUUGACAAGGUAGAGAGUGAAACUUUCAAGGGGGGGAGGAAUGUUGGAUUGAAGGCUUAUGUUGUGUGCCAAGUGCUGGAGAUCAUUGUUCCAAAUGAACACAAACAAGCUGUAAAGGAAUCUACCCAGAUUAAAGUGAAAAGAUUUUACCGACCUGAGGACAUUUCAGCUGAGAGAGCAUACAGUUCUGAUAUUCGAGAGGUCUAUUACAGUGAAGAAACACUGGUUAUUCCUGUUGAGGCAAUUGAAGGGAAAUGUGAAGUCAGGAAGAAGAACGAUAUUCCUGUUUGUGAUGCUUCUGCGAUCUUUCAGCAUAUAUUCUUCUGUGAACAUCUGUAUGAUCCUUUGAAAGGGUCCCUCAAUUUGUUACCAGUGCAUAUCAAAUCAAGGUUCUCAACUGGAAAUUCUGCUAGUGAAGCUGCAUCUAGAAAGAAGAAGGGAAAGUGUAAAGAGGGAGAAGAUGAUUUAGAAGUUGAGAAACAAGUACAAGCAUCUGAGCAAGGUCGUUUGGCCACAUUAGAUAUUUUUGCAGGCUGUGGUGGUUUAUCGGAGGGAUUGAAACAAUCUGGUGUGUCAUUGACCAAGUGGUCUAUUGAAUAUGAAGAGCCUGCUGGAGAAGCAUUUAAACUCAAUCAUCCAGAGUCAUUGAUGUUUAUCAAUAACUGCAAUGUGAUUCUUAAGGCUGUGAUGGAGAAGUGCAGGGAUGCAGAUGACUGCAUAUCAACUUCUGAGGCUGCUGAAUUGGCUGCAUCACUUGAUGAGAAGGUGAUUAGUGAUUUACCACUACCAGGGCAAGUGGAUUUCAUUAAUGGUGGCCCCCCAUGCCAGGGUUUUUCUGGAAUGAAUAGGUUUAACCAAAGCACUUGGAGUAAAGUUCAGUGUGAGAUGAUCUUAGCAUUUUUGUCCUUUGCUGAUUACUUUCGUCCAAGGUAUUUCCUUCUAGAGAAUGUGAGGAACUUUGUUUCUUUCAAUAAAGGACAGACAUUCCGUUUGACAUUGACUUCACUACUUGAAAUGGGUUAUCAGGUGAGGUUUGGUAUUUUGGAAGCUGGAGCCUAUGGAGUUUCUCAGUCACGAAAGCGAGUGUUCAUUUGGGCAGCUGCACCCCAAGAGAUUCUCCCAGAAUGGCCAGAGCCAAUGCAUGUCUUUGCUGCCCCUGAGUUGAAAAUAACAUUAUCAGAAAAUUCACAAUAUGCUGCUGUUCGGAGUACUUCAAAUGGAGCUCCUUUCCGUGCAAUUACAGUAAGAGAUACGAUUGGGGAUCUGCCUGUAGUAGGGAAUGGAGCUUCUAAGACAAAUAUGGAGUACCAAAAUGAUCCUGUUUCAUGGUUCCAAAAGAAAAUUCGAGGGAAUACGACUGUCUUGACUGAUCAUAUAUCAAAAGAAAUGAAUGAGCUGAAUCUCAUCCGAUGUAAGAAGAUUCCAAAGCGGCCAGGUGCUGAUUGGCAUGACCUUCCUGAUGAAAAGGUUAAAUUGUCCACUGGGCAACUAGUAGAUUUAAUACCAUGGUGCCUUCCGAACACGGCCAAACGGCACAAUCAAUGGAAGGGGCUUUUUGGAAGGUUGGAUUGGGAAGGGAACUUCCCUACUUCCAUUACUGAUCCUCAACCCAUGGGCAAGGUGGGUAUGUGCUUUCACCCUGAUCAGGACAGGAUUCUUACAGUUCGAGAGUGUGCUCGUUCCCAAGGUUUCCCAGAUAGCUAUCAAUUUGCUGGUAACAUUCAACACAAACACCGUCAAAUUGGGAAUGCUGUUCCACCUCCUUUGGCAUUUGCAUUGGGAAGGAAACUCAGGGAAGCAGUUGACAGUAAGAGGUCUAAAUAGCAGGGUUCGGAUAUGUAUUAUAAUUUUAUUGCGGUCAGAAAUUGUGGAUAAAGCAGGUGAUCUGUGAACUUGCUCUUUUUAUGUUGAAAAGCAGCUAAGAGAGAUUUGAAAUCCUGAGUGGGGAUAACAACUAUUUUUCAAUAUUUACAGAAAUUAUUUGAAUCAUCAGAAUAUAAUAUGAUUUCAAAUUCUCAUUC